This is a messenger RNA of Tauraco erythrolophus (red-crested turaco), 1309 nucleotides long. Lineage: Eukaryota; Metazoa; Chordata; Aves; Musophagiformes; Musophagidae. The record is from RefSeq and is a predicted model, not a curated record.
ACAGGAAUUCCCUUUGAUGGGGGGCUGCGCUGCCUGUGCUGGAAGAUACUCCUGAACUACCUCCCUUUAGAGAAAGCCUUAUGGAGCUCUUUGCUGAAGAAACAGAGGGAUCUGUAUUCCCAGUUCCUAAAGGAAAUGAUUAUCCAGCCUGGCAUUGCCAAAGCCAACCUGGGUGUUUCAAGGGAAGAUGUGACCUUAGAAGAUCACCCCCUCAAUCCAAAUCCAGACAGUCGAUGGAACACUUACUUCAAGGACAACGAAGUGCUUCUCCAGAUAGACAAAGAUGUCAGGAGGCUGUACCCUGACAUGGCAUUCUUCCAGCGCCCAACAGACUACCCUUGCCUUCUAAUCCUGGACCCCCAAAAUGAGUUUGAGACGCUGCGCAAGCGGGUGGAGCAGACCACACUCAAGUCACAGACGGUGGCGCGAAACCGCAGCGGGGUUACAAAUGUGAGCUCCCCUCUCAAAACAACUCCUAAUUCUCUGAGCGAGUACGAAGUCCUGCCCAACGGCUGUGAAGCCCACUGGGAAGUGGUGGAGCGAAUCCUGUUCAUUUAUGCUAAGCUGAACCCUGGGAUAGCAUACGUUCAGGGGAUGAAUGAAAUCGUGGGGCCUCUUUACUACACCUUUGCUACAGAUCCCAACAGUGAAUGGAAAGAACAUGCUGAAGCAGACACAUUUUUCUGCUUUACCAAUCUAAUGGCUGAAAUUCGAGACAACUUCAUUAAGAGCCUGGAUGAUUCCCAGUGUGGUAUCACCUACAAAAUGGAGAAGGUCUACUCCACCCUGAAGGAAAAAGAUGUGGAGCUGUAUUUGAAACUGCAAGAACAGAACAUCAAACCUCAGUUCUUUGCCUUCCGCUGGCUGACGCUGCUCUUGUCCCAAGAGUUCCUGCUGCCGGACGUCAUCCGUAUCUGGGACUCCCUCUUUGCUGAUGAUAAUCGCUUUGAUUUUCUUCUGCUCGUCUGUUGUGCCAUGUUGACACUAAUUCGGGAUCAGUUGCUGGAAGGAGACUUCACUCUGAACAUGAGGCUGCUGCAGGAUUAUCCUAUCUCUGAUGUUCAUCUGAUUUUGAAGAAGGCAAAGGAACUUCAAGAUUCAAAAUAGUCCAUGAGCCUAACAAAAGGUGUCAGAGAAACUGUAUGGCAGUGGAUCCCAGGAGAUGCCCCCAUGCAGUGUGGUGCAUUAAAGCUCCUAGUGGUCUCUGCAGGACUUCAGGUUUUGUGUUUUGCCUACUGGCCACCUUGAAAACUUCCUUCUACUCUGUUUAUUAGAUCAAGGACUGAUUACUUCCCCAUCUACUUGGGUC